AUGGAAAAACUACAAAUAGGGCCAACCAAAGAGGAAUACACCUUCAUUAACAGGAACCUCCCGUACGAUUUUAAAGAAGAUCUUUCCCAACUCCUGAAACAAAAUAGAGACUUGUUCGCAUUUACACCAGCCGACAUGCCGGGAAUAAACCCCGACCUAAUGUCCCACCGGCUAGCCGUGGACCCCAAAGCUAAACCAGUAGCACAAAGGAGACGGAAAAUGUCACCAGACCGAGCCGCCGAGAUCAAAAGGCAAGUUAAAGCCCUACUCGAAGCCAACUUCAUCAGGGAACUCCCCUACACAACCUGGCUAGCCAACGUCGUGCUAGUGAAAAAAUCUAACGGGAAAUGGCGAAUGUGCGUCGACUACACGGAUCUCAACAAAGCCUGCCCAAAGGACGCCUUUCCCCUACCAAACAUUGACGGAUUAGUAGAUACCGCAUCCGGCCAUCGAUACCUCAGCUUCAUGGACGCAUACUCCGGCUACAACCAGAUUCUGAUGCACCGACCAGACGAAGAAAAAAUAGUGUUCAUCACCCCAGAUGGGACAUACUGCUACACAGUGAUGCCCUUCAGCCUAAAAAAUGCCGGAGCCACCUAUCAAAGACUUGUCAACAAGAUAUUUCAAAACCUAUCCGGAAGCAAACUAGAAGUCUACAUAGACGACAUGCUCGCCAAGAUUGAAUCCGGCGAACAACUCAUCAACGACCUCAAGGUCAUAAUGAACACCCUACGAAAGCACCAAAUGCGACUCAACCCGGCAAAAUGCGCCUUCGGGAUGGAGGCAGGGAAGUUCCUCGGCUCAUUCCAACAUUUCAAGAGAGUCCUAACGGAACCACCAAUCCUCGCCAAACACCAGACAGGGGAGACACUCUACCUAUACCUUUCCAUAACGGAAGAAGCGCUCGCAGCAGCGCUCAUCCGUGAAAACGAGAAGAAAGAACAAAAGCCCGUAUACUUCAUAAGCAAAGUCUUACAAGAUGUGGAAACUCGCUACUCAUGCUUAGAAAAGCUAGCUUUUGCACUCCUCACAGCCGCCCGACGCCUGCGACAAUACUUCCAGGCCCACCCUAUGACGGUCCGAACUGACCAAGUGGUCAAGCAGGUACUACAAAAACCCGACCUAGUGGGAAGAAUGCUAGCGUGGUCCAUCGAGGUAUCCCAAUUCCAGAUUAAGCUCGAACCCCAAAACGCAAUCAAAGCACAAGCCAUGGCCGAUUUCAUCGCCGAGAUGACCCUGGGAAAGCUCACCUCCGAAUCAUGGAAACUACACGUCGACGGCUCGUCAAACGUCACCUAUGGAGGCGCCGGAGUCAUCCUCGAAAGUCAAAACGGGAUCACAAUCGAACAGUCAGUACGAUACGAAUUUCCAGUAUCGAACAACCAAGCAGAAUAUGAGGCCCUCUUGGCAGGCCUAGCCCUAGCCCGGGAAGUCAGAGCAAAGAUCCUGGAGGUGAAUACCGAUUCACAUGUAGUCAGUUCCCAAAUUAACGGAGACUACCAGACACGAGAUCCCCUACUCCAACAAUACCUUGCCAAGGUAAACAAACUGAAAGAAGGAUUCGAACAUGUUACCAUACAACACGUUCCUAGGGAACGAAAUGCCAGGGCAGACCUACUUUCCAAACUAGCCAGCACCAAACCAGGACACGGUAACAAAUUGCUAAUUCAGGAAGUCGUUAAGUCGCCCUUUGUAUCUACAACGACCAACGCUCACCUAACACUCUCGAACCAGGGAUCUUAG
Messenger RNA from Arachis duranensis, 1743 nucleotides. RefSeq lists its product as uncharacterized. Lineage: Eukaryota; Viridiplantae; Streptophyta; Magnoliopsida; Fabales; Fabaceae. The record is from RefSeq and is a predicted model, not a curated record. Bases 1 to 1743 code for a protein of 580 amino acids. The transcript has 2 exons. Gene Ontology annotation, molecular function: RNA-DNA hybrid ribonuclease activity; nucleic acid binding.